AUGGUCAAGGUCGCAAAACCAAAAAAGAUAUGCGAAUGCGACGAAUGUAACACUAAACGACUCCAAUCUAUCUUUUAUGAUGCUAGCGCAAUUAUGGAUUCCGUGUCUCCAGAACAAUUCGAAACAAUUGAUCCAGCAUGGACACAGCUGUUGACGUCGCUUGGUACCUUUGCGUCCAUCGCAGAGAAGGUUGCGGAACUUGAUUCUCGGGCAAAGCUGGCCGUCAGUGCCAUGACUUUUGCAUUCAAGAUCGUACUCGAGCAAGUUCAUCGGGACGCGAAAAUUGAAGAAUUGAUUCGUAUUAUAGACGAUUUAUAUCGAUUCUUUUUGGAGUCAAAGCCGAUGGAGAAGAUUGCGUUGUUCAAGGACACAUUGCAGCGUAUACUCACUCAAACGGCUGAAUGUGCUUAUUUUAUUGCGACUUACAGGAAACUCAAACACUUUGUUCAGAGAGCCGUGGUGAAUGUUGUCUCCAAUGCCGAUUCAAUGAUAUCGAAGUUCGAAGUGGCGUUCGGCGAACUGAAGAUCGAACUUAUCCUGGGAACUGCCCUUCAAACAGCGGUGGUCUCAUUUCGGAUUCUCCAAAAAAUUGAGAGCGUAGAGAACCUGCUGUAUCUUAACAAUUUGCCAAAACUGAAAGCCAUAAACUGGGACUCUGGGAAGGUUUGCGCUCGGGGUACCCGUCAGAAUAUCAUCGACGAUGUAGUUCGAUGGGCUUCGGCGUCCAGUCCCAAGGAAACGGCACAGGAAAGCCGUAUAUAUUUGCUUUCUGGACCCCAAGGCUGCGGAAAAUCGGCCAUAGCGCAUACCGUCGCUCAGGCAUUCCACCAGCAAGGGAGGUUAGGAGCGUCGGUGUUUCUUAAUGGGGAUGCAGGCGAGGCAGAUUCUCAGAGAGUGUGCAGCUCUAUUGCAUUUGAGCUUUCUGGAUACGACCCUACGAUUCGCUCUCAAAUGGCCGACCUUCUAAAGGCCGACCAUUCUCUUGCGUGGGCUGACAUUGGACGACAGUUUCCUGAUCUCAUUGUAAAGGCUACCAGAAACCUCCUGCUGAUUGGGCCAGUCUUAAUCGUUCUUGAUGGACUGUAUGAAGGCUUAGUCCCAUCGGAGCAGCACAGGCUCAUAACUGCCUUAUCCCUUCACUGUGCCAGUCUCCCGCCCAAUUUUCGCAUUCUCAUGACAACUCGCCCCCACGACUCUGUUAUGGGAACCUUGAAACAGGCAGCUCACUGCCAUAUCCAUGAGAUCGGAUUUGACGACGAGGGAAGUAUGCUCGAUACAAGCAGCUAUAUAUCGCAGUGCCUUCGAUCGCUCUUUGAAAAGAAACCCAAACUUGGGGAACACUAUUCCGCAGAGGAACUUCAUGACCAGUUCGUAACCCGGGCGAUGGGAUUACACCUGUGGGUUUCUACAAUUAAUCAGGCCCUUCUUUCAUGUGGCGAUGGCAUGGAGGUGUCCAUUUUAUCGCGCGUUUUAUCGUUGCGAACACCGUUAUCGAAAGAGGAUACCAUGGACGAUCUAUUUCGCGCGAUUAUUGGGGUUAUUCCUUACCCAAACCUGGCCAUCUCGACGAUCUUGGGGACCUUUAUUAAAUCGACGAAGCCGCUUUCCCUGUCAGUACUUCGACAGGUUGCUGGUGAUCCUUUCAAGGACAACGAAUGCAUAGUUGACAUCAUGCGGGGUCUCGGAUGCAUCAUUGAAAAAGGACGAGGACGCGAGGGUACCCUUCUAUAUGGCAUACAUCCGAGUCUCGAAGACUUUUUGACCAACGACGCACGAUGUGGCGACACAGGAAUAGUCAUCAAUCCGUCGCUCAGGAAUCGUUCCAUGGCAGAGGCUUGUCUCGAUGAAUUAAACGUCAGCUUAAAGCAAAACAUUCUCUGUCUCGACAAUGUAAUGGCAUUGAACGAAGAGAUCCAUGACUUAUCCGAGCGCAUUGAAAAACACAUACCACAAUCGUUGCAUUAUGCGUGUCUUCAUUGGGUCCCCCACCGAAAGCGAUACCCGGCGUGA
Messenger RNA from Psilocybe cubensis, 2010 nucleotides. RefSeq lists its product as uncharacterized. The transcript is spliced from 5 exons. The record is from RefSeq and is a predicted model, not a curated record. Bases 1 to 2010 code for a protein of 669 amino acids. Lineage: Eukaryota; Fungi; Basidiomycota; Agaricomycetes; Agaricales; Agrocybaceae.